Rotaria sp. Silwood2 is the source of this 672-nucleotide messenger RNA. The record is from the annotation of a GenBank genome assembly. Lineage: Eukaryota; Metazoa; Rotifera; Eurotatoria; Philodinida; Philodinidae.
AUGUCAAGCUUAGAAGAACUUUGUUUAGAUUUUGUCAAUCGUAAUACACCAAUUAUUGAUGUUAUUCCUUUUAAUAAUCAACUUAAUUUACCAUCAAGUGAAGAUAUUCAAAAAACAUUUAAAAAUUUUCAAAGCAAUCAAGUUAUUUCAUUUAUUGAUUAUUUUCCAAAGGCAAAUGAAUUUCAUUGUUAUAUUUAUUCAUAUCCAUAUAUAUGGACAGAUUAUAAUAAUAUAACAAAUAAUUUUCGUGGUGGAUUAUUUGAAUCUGUUCUUAAAAUCUCAUUAGUUGAUGAACGUCCUUUCGAAUAUGAAUUUUUUCUUCAAAUUGCUAAAUCAUUUCCAUUUAUCCAACAACUACAUGUACAUAAUCGAGAACAACAAAAGAAUGACACUCAACAAUGGUCAAUCAUUGAAUAUUCUCAUCUUACUCACAUUAAUCUUGUGCAAACUCAUGAAAAUUAUUUGGAACAAUUUUUGAAUAAUACUAAAAUGUCUUUAUUAAAUAGUAUUAAUCUUCGUGUAGAUUAUAAUGCUUUACAAAGAGUAAUAGACAAUUUUACAAGUGAUGUCACACGAAUGAAUUGUUCCAAAAUCGAAUGUCUAAUUUUAUACAACGAACCAGAAAUAUCUCUAGAUUUGAAAGACUAUUUUUCUCAUGCAAAAAUCUGGUGA